This is a messenger RNA of Pollicipes pollicipes, 1571 nucleotides long. Its product is annotated as tetratricopeptide repeat protein 39C. The transcript has 11 exons. The record is from RefSeq and is a predicted model, not a curated record. Lineage: Eukaryota; Metazoa; Arthropoda; Thecostraca; Pollicipedomorpha; Pollicipedidae. Bases 222 to 1310 code for a protein of 362 amino acids. Gene Ontology annotation, biological process: cilium assembly. Gene Ontology annotation, molecular function: protein binding.
CUGCUGGAGCGGCAGAUCGUGGUGGCCGAUUGCCAGGUCUGUGCUGCCGUCCUCAACUUCCUGCAGCAGGACCUGGGCAGCUGUGUGAAGGGCAGCUGGGGACUGCGGCGCGCCUGGAAGACCUACGACAGGAUCUACGGCCAGAUCAGCGCCAUGUACCGGCAGGUGCAGCAGGAGGUGCCUGUGGACGCGCGGUCUCGGCGGAAGCUGUGCGCGCCCUCAUGGGCUCCGUGUCGCUGGGCUACGGUCUGUUCCAGCUCUGCGUCUCACUGCUGCCGUCCAAGUUCGUCAAGGUGGUCCAGCUGCUGGGGUUCCAGAGUGACCGGUCGGCGGCGCUGGCGGCGCUGAUGUUCUGCAGAACCUCGCGGGACAUGAGAGCGCCGUUGGCCAGCCUGGCGCUGCUGUGGUACCACUCGGUGGUGCGGCCCCUGCUCUCGCUGGACGGCCGUAACGUGGCAGCCGGCGUGGCCACCUCCGAGCUCCUGCUGCGGGAGACGGCCGGUCGCUACGGACAGGCGGCGCUGUUCCAGUUCUUCCGCGGCCGCGUCCUCCGCCUGCAGUCGGAUCUGGAGGGCGCCAUCGCAGCCUAUGAGGUGGCAGCUAGCCAGGGUCAGCAGCAAGAGGUGCGACUGCUGUGCCUCCAUGAAAUAGGCUGGUGCCGGCUUCUGCAGCUGGACUGGGUCGGCGCGUUCGUGGCGUUCUCCGAGCUGGCGCAGCAGUCCCGCUGGUCCCGCGCCUUCUACCACUACUUGGCCGCUGUCUGUUCGGGCGCCUCAGGCGAUGUUACCCUGUCGGCCGGUCUGCUGUCGGCCGCGCUGCCGCCGGGCGCCGGCCGGCCCGACCUGGACGCCUUCCUGCAGCGACGCACGGCGCUGACCUGCCGUCUGCACGCCUACGAACUGCUUUACCUGUGGAACGCGCUGCCCUCCUGCCCGCCGGCCGUCUGGAGCACGGUGCUUGAAGACUGUGAGCGGGCGUCGCUGGAGUUACCGGCGCUGGCGGCCGUGGCGCACCUGGUAAGCGGCGGCGUGCUGGACAACACGAGCCUGCAGCAGGCCGAGCGGCACUACCGGCGCGCGCUCGUGCUGGGCCGCGACGACCGCAGCCGGCCGCACGUGGCGCCGCACGCCAGCUACGAGCUGGCGGUCAUGUACUGCGGACAGCCGCAGCGGCGGGCCGAGGGCCGAGCCCUGCUAGAGUCGGCCCGCGACGCCUACAAGGACUACGACUUCGAGUCGCGGCUGGGCGUGCGCAUCCAGUCGGCGCUGAAGCGGCUGGAGAAGGUCACCAGGGAGGAGAGGGCCAAGUGAGCUCACAUCGGCCGGCCCGGUGCGCGGCGCCGCAGUCGCCAGCGCUUCAGGAUCGGCGUGAGGCCACCAGAAGGCGGUGCCGACUGCUGCGAGGCCCCGUGCCGAAACUACACGUAGGUCCCAUCGUUGGAGGUUGCUCCUCAGGUGUGGGACAGCGGUGGGUGGUGAGAGGACGGCGGAGCACCGGGAUACAAGACGGAGCCCGGAUAACACCCUGCAGUGAGGCCUGGGGUCAGACCGGGCUGAGGGUCGCGCGUCAGG